Molecule: messenger RNA, 2827 nt
Organism: Hippocampus zosterae (dwarf seahorse)
Lineage: Eukaryota; Metazoa; Chordata; Actinopteri; Syngnathiformes; Syngnathidae
Product: sodium channel subunit beta-1-like
Exons: 6
Coding region: 1194-1859 (221 amino acids)
Biological process (GO): cardiac muscle cell action potential involved in contraction; regulation of heart rate by cardiac conduction; sodium ion transport
Cellular component (GO): voltage-gated sodium channel complex
Molecular function (GO): sodium channel regulator activity
Source: RefSeq, a predicted model, not a curated record
GAUGGAGCCAUUGGGUUACCUGCUCCAGCAAGAGGAUUAUUAAAGGGCCAGUAGACCUUAAAAGCGCUGCGCUGUUUUACUAACGACCAUUAUUUCUUGCGUAGUAGGCGUUUGAAAUUAAGCGAGGCGAUUGAAACGAAUGAGUGGAGGGCAUACGAGCAACUGCUGUCAUUGGCGUGCGUCGGUCUUUUUUUUUUUACCGCAGUACGUCUGCAGCAUCAUCUGAGAGGCAGAGUCGCUGCUGUGGCGCAGCAUAAGGCACCGUCAUCGCAUCAAGGACGCAUCUGUUGGGGCUUUUUUGUUUUCUCUGCUGGAUGAUGGAUUCGGUUGCGCGCCUCCAAGAUGAUCUACAGCGCGACCGGGAAUACUUUCUUAGGUGCAAAGGCUGAUUAGAUAGCUGAAAUUCCACGUUUUCCAUCGUCGGAGAGGACGUCACCCCCCACCCCCCUCCCUACUCCCUGGAGGAGACUUUUAAAUUGACGUUAGUAGGCGAUCGGAUUUAAAUCAAUGUCUUAAUAUAUUUGUUUGUUUCGUACAAAGCAGCCGGCAUAUGUUGUAAAGUGAUAAUACUGUAUUUCCAUAUUUCCAUUUGCCUGUACGUAAUGCAUAGACAGUUGGUUGCAUGUACACGUUCAUACGAAUACUUUCAUGUUUGUCGUUUGACAACACUCGAGAUGAUUGCGUCUAUUUCCACACCGCUGUAAUGAUGGUCAGUGGUAACAACCUCAGGGAUAAAGGUAAUAGAAUCUCAAGGUGAAAUACCGGACACGGGACACUGUGAGUCAUCGCGCGAAUUGUAAUGAUACACGUGCUUCUUUUUGCACAUAAAAGCAAACGUGUCAACUUCAGCGCAGCUUAUGUUGUCUGCAGCAAUAAUUUGUCGCAUUAAAUAUUAUAAUCAGCAUGAAAGAGUCGACCUUAGCCAAAGAAGUACAACAGCGUAUCAUCUGUGUAUAUUCGCUUUAAAAAACGGCCUGCGGGUGGAUAUAUUUAUCACAUUACAAUGCACGUGUAGCUGCUAGAGUGCACUUUAUUGACGUUGCUUUUUUUUUUUUGUUAAAAACGAGCAAUAUUCUUCAAAUAGAAAGCAGUAUUAAUCUUCUCAAUAACUGUUGAACCGAAACCUACAAGUAACUAGAUAGAUAUAUCUUGAGAUCCGUCUUUCCAAUAAAAAGCUACACACAGUCUGUGGCAUGACUCCUAUACACGUCCUGCUCCUUUUCCUCUCCGGCACAUUAUUUGUGCACCAGUGCAACGGAGCAUGUGCGGAGCCCGACUCGGACACAGAGGCGGUGGUGGGCCGAGGCUUUAAACUGGGCUGCAUCUCCUGCAAGAGAAGGAGUGAGGUCAAAGCCAGCGCCACUGUUGAAUGGUACUUCAAGGCCAAAGGAGAGGUGGACUUUGUGCAGAUCUACACCUUCGGUGAGAUGGGCCCCACGAUUGAAAACGAACACUUCAUGGACCGUCUGGAUUGGAACGGGAGCAAGCGGAGCAACGACAUCCAAGAUGCGUCCAUCUAUAUUCUCAACGUCACCUUUAAUGACUCGGGAACAUACCGUUGCUUCUUCAACCGCAUCCUGACCUAUGAAAACUACGAAUUCACCACCGUUGUCAGCAAAGUGGUCUACCUCACAGUGGUGGAUAAAGCCACCAGAGGUACAGCCUCCAUCGUGUCCGAAGUCAUGAUGUACGUGUCCAUCAUCGGCCUGCAGGUGUGGCUCCUCAUCGAGAUGAUCUACUGCUACAGGAAAAUAGCGGCGGCCGGGGAGGAAGCGCUAAGAGAAGCCGCGAAUGCUGAAUAUUUAGCGAUAGCUUCCGAAAGUAAAGACAACUGUGCAGGGGCGCAGGUUGGAGAAUAGCCAAGGCUUCCAUUUUGGAGUCCAAUACACACCGCCAACUGCAUGACAACUUGCGGAAAAAAGACGUCUUCAUCUCAAGUCUUCUUUUUGAUCUUUUCCUUUCCUUGAUCUUGACCUAAAAAAUGAAGCACAGAGAGACCUUGGUACCAGCACUGUUGAAAUACUGUAGUUUGCGACGCACACAAGCAAAGCAGCACUUGGAUGAGAAACCCAUUAUGCAUGAAUGAGCCAUUGUUUCGAGUCAUACAAAAAGUACUAUGGAGACCUCAUACAGUAUGUAUUUAGAUAAGAGACGCAACACAGCGGAAGCCCGAAGGACUCUGUGGUUGAAUAAAAAUAAUCUUGAUUUGAACAGACAAAAGUGUGACAAACUCCAGGCAUUUUCGCAAGAAAAGGGGUCUGCAUUCUCUGUCGUUGGAUGGUCUGACCCCGAAACAGUAACUUAAAAGGUACAAAAUGGAGGCCUCGAAACUCUGAGGAAAAUGAGGGAAGCACCUUUUGGAGUUGGAAAGAUGGCUCCCAAAAAACAACAUAAGCACAGGACACUUUCAAAUAGUUUAAGACAUCUGAUCCAACAUAUCAGCAGCACUGUGGGUUCGGGCUUCACUAAGCAACUCGGCGGACACGUCUUCAUUCAAGAACAAACCGGACUAUUGCAUUCAUACAACUAUCAUCCUAUGGUUCACCCUUGAUGGCCGUACCACAUUUAAGGCUACUCUAUACCCCCUCCAUUCUCCCCCAAGAGCUUCUUGGCAACGUACUGGGCCUCCUCCACAAGUCUACAACGGAACAAAGUUGCUUGAAGUGCUCUCUGUGAAACCAACCUGUAUUUUCACAUCAUAUCGAACUCAUUGAGAAUCAUCACAAAGCAAUGUUUGAGCUGGCAUAAUUCUGUCAACUGCUUAGAGUUAGCAUGAGUCAAACCUUUAUCAACCAGAGACUAAUAAAGAUUAGUGACACUCACCAAA